CUGCCCGCAGUUCUUCCCGGGAGGCAGCCGGAUUAGGGUAGCUCGCCGAUGGCGACGAGGAAGACGAGAACAAUGAUAAAAAUUAAGCUACUAGGCAGUUUGGCUUAAUCCUUGUAGGAAGAACAGUGCUUUGGGAUUAGGACAGACGCGAGUAUGAGUUCUGGCUGUACCGAAGAGGUGUGUGAUUUGGGGUUUAACUGUGGGUUGGCCCGUUUUCUGGUCUGUAAGAUGGGUAAUAACAUCAUUUUGCUGGUCUGCUCUGACGAGCGAGUGCAUCACUGACACGUGGUUGGAACACCGUGGUUACCCUCCCUAGGCCAGGCAGACCCCUCAACCUGUCUUUUAAACAUGAAUGAUCCUUUCCCGACAUUCCGGGCUAGGUUCCUCUCUGUGGCCGCUGGUAGUGCCUCAUUCUUUCCCUAUAGUGUUGGUCGUGAUAUGCUGCUUGUUCGAACUCUGAGCUCCCCAGGGGCAGGGAUGCCACCUGUGAGGCUUAUGACUGGGUCUCCUAUGCCUCUCUCACAGAUGACUACCACAAGUUGUUGAAUAAAUGAGCAGGCGUUAACAUCCUAUUUGUUGGAUUAUUCAUUUGAUUAGGAAAACUAUUGGGUUUCUCUUGUUGGGGGUAUUAUGUUAGAAUCUGUGAGACACACAUAAGUCUAAGGUAUUGACACUAUUUUCAGAGGACCUGCUGUUUACUAGGAGAUAUGAGGUGUUUGCAUAAAUAAGUACAUGAAGAGGAAGAGAUUUAGAACUCUGGGGUUCCAGCGAUCAGGGAAUACUCUGUGGAGUGGCAUUGGACCAAGUUUAGAAGUGCCACUGGCUUUACCACCCGGUCGGACAUUGGGCCUGCCCGGGAUGCAAAUGAUCCUGUGGAUGACCGCCAUGCACCCCCCGGCAAGAGAACUGUCGGGGACCAGAUGAAGAAAAGCCAGGCUGCGGAUGAUGACGACGAGGAUCUGAAUGACACCAACUAUGACGAGUUUAAUGGCUAUGCCGGGAGCCUCUUCUCAAGUGGGCCCUACGAGAAAGAUGAUGAGGAAGCAGAUGCUAUUUAUGCAGCUCUGGAUAAAAGGAUGGAUGAAAGAAGAAAAGAAAGAAGGGAGCAAAGGGAGAAAGAAGAAAUUGAGAAAUACCGCAUGGAACGCCCCAAAAUCCAACAACAGUUUUCAGAUCUCAAAAGGAAGUUGGCAGAAGUCACAGAAGAAGAGUGGCUUAGCAUCCCUGAGGUUGGCGAUGCCAGAAACAAACGCCAGCGGAACCCGCGCUAUGAGAAGCUGACCCCUGUUCCUGACAGUUUCUUUGCCAAACAUUUACAGACUGGAGAGAACCAUACUUCAGUGGAUCCUCGACAAACUCAAUUUGGAGGUCUUAACACACCCUAUCCAGGUGGACUGAAUACUCCAUACCCAGGUGGAAUGACACCUGGAUUGAUGACACCUGGCACAGGUGAGCUGGACAUGAGGAAGAUCGGCCAAGCGAGAAACACUUUGAUGGACAUGAGGCUGAGCCAGGUGUCUGACUCGGUGAGUGGACAGACUGUGGUCGACCCCAAAGGCUAUCUGACGGAUUUAAAUUCCAUGAUCCCAACCCAUGGAGGGGACAUCAAUGAUAUCAAGAAGGCACGACUGCUCCUCAAGUCUGUUCGGGAGACAAACCCUCAUCACCCACCAGCCUGGAUUGCAUCAGCCCGCCUGGAGGAAGUCACUGGGAAGCUGCAAGUAGCUAGAAACCUUAUUAUGAAGGGGACGGAGAUGUGCCCCAAGAGUGAAGAUGUCUGGCUAGAAGCAGCCAGGUUGCAGCCUGGGGAUACGGCCAAGGCCGUGGUGGCCCAAGCGGUUCGUCACCUCCCACAGUCUGUUAGGAUUUACAUCAGAGCAGCAGAGCUGGAAACGGACAUCCGAGCCAAGAAGCGGGUGCUUCGGAAGGCCCUUGAGCAUGUUCCAAACUCGGUUCGCUUGUGGAAGGCGGCUGUUGAGCUGGAAGAGCCCGAAGACGCUAGAAUCAUGCUUAGCCGAGCUGUGGAGUGCUGCCCCACCAGCGUGGAGCUCUGGCUUGCUCUGGCGAGGCUGGAGACCUACGAAAAUGCCCGCAAGGUCUUAAAUAAGGCCCGUGAGAACAUCCCUACAGACCGGCACAUCUGGAUCACGGCUGCCAAGCUGGAGGAAGCCAAUGGAAAUACGCAGAUGGUGGAGAAAAUCAUUGAUCGUGCCAUCACUUCCCUGCGGGCCAAUGGUGUGGAGAUCAACCGUGAGCAGUGGAUCCAGGAUGCCGAGGAGUGUGACAAGGCUGGGAGUGUGGCCACCUGCCAGGCGGUCAUGCGUGCCGUGAUUGGUAUUGGGAUUGAGGAGGAGGAUCGGAAGCACACCUGGAUGGAAGAUGCCGACAGUUGUGUGGCCCACAACGCCCUGGAGUGUGCGCGAGCCAUCUAUGCCUACGCCCUGCAAGUGUUCCCCAGCAAGAAGAGUGUGUGGCUGCGGGCUGCGUACUUCGAGAAGAACCAUGGCACCAGGGAGUCCCUGGAAGCACUCUUGCAGAGGGCCGUGGCCCAUUGUCCCAAAGCGGAGGUGCUGUGGCUCAUGGGCGCCAAGUCCAAGUGGCUGGCAGGGGAUGUGCCGGCGGCAAGGAGCAUCCUGGCCCUGGCCUUCCAGGCCAACCCCAACAGUGAGGAGAUCUGGCUGGCAGCCGUGAAGCUGGAAUCUGAGAAUAACGAGUAUGAGCGGGCCCGGAGGCUGCUGGCCAAAGCACGGAGCAGUGCGCCCACUGCCCGGGUGUUCAUGAAGUCUGUGAAGCUGGAGUGGGUGCUUGGGAACAUCGCGGCUGCCCAGGAGCUGUGUGAGGAGGCCCUGAAGCACUACGAGGACUUCCCCAAGCUGUGGAUGAUGAAAGGGCAGAUCGAGGAGCAGGAAGAGCUGACAGAGAAGGCUCGGGAGGCCUACAACCAGGGGUUGAAGAAAUGUCCCCAUUCCACACCCCUGUGGCUUUUGCUUUCCCGGCUGGAGGAGAAGAUUGGACAGCUGACCCGAGCUCGGGCCAUUUUGGAGAAGUCUCGCCUGAAGAACCCGAAGAACCCUGGCCUGUGGUUGGAGUCAGUGAGGCUGGAGUACCGUGCGGGCCUGAAGAACAUUGCCAACACACUCAUGGCCAAGGCGCUGCAGGAGUGCCCCAGCUCUGGUGUCCUGUGGUCUGAAGCCAUCUUCCUCGAGGCAAGGCCCCAGAGGAAGACCAAGAGUGUCGAUGCCCUGAAGAAGUGUGAGCAUGACCCCCAUGUGCUGCUGGCUGUGGCCAAGCUGUUCUGGAGUGAGCGGAAGAUCACCAAGGCCAGGGAGUGGUUCCUCCGCACGGUGAAGAUCGACUCGGACCUGGGGGACGCCUGGGCACUCUUCUACAAGUUCGAGCUGCAGCAUGGCACGGAGGAGCAGCGGGAGGAGGUGAGGAGGCGCUGUGAGAACGCUGAGCCGCGGCACGGGGAGCUAUGGUGUGCCGUGUCCAAGGACAUCGCCAACUGGCAGAGGAAGAUCGGGGAGAUCCUCGUACUGGUGGCAGCCCGCAUCAAGAACACCUUCUGACUGUCGGGUCCCUGUAGGGCGGGGGCCUUGGGGCAGCAGUGAAGGAGUGUGUGGUGGUGAAGAAGGGAGUGGAAGCUGUUAGUCAUGCUCUUUAAUUCAAGGUUUUCUGGGUCGCGUUGGAGUUGGUGACCUGCUGGCUUUCUCUGGGCCCGCCCCGGCACGUGCGUUGCCGCCCCAGUCUAGUCUCCCGUGCUGUUUGGGGCUCACUUCUUGCAGACAGCCCGUGCCCCGCAGAGGAAGCACGGGGGAAGCCGAGUGCCUCACAGGAUUUUGUGGAGAAGGUGGUAGAAGUGCGCAUGCUGUGUGGGAACAGCUAGGGUGGCUCUCCUGGUGACUGGUCUGUCCCCUAUCCUCUGGCAGUCCCUGUCACAGGUCUGCAGACACAGAGGAAGUCUGCAGUCUCCUGGGCACCAAGCUGCAUGAAAGUGCCCACGGGGCAGGUGCCUUCCCCCUGUCAGAGUGCAGACGGCAGGCCAGCUCCCUCAAGUGUGUUGCUAGAGGAUCGCUGGAGGCCCCCUCGGGGCUGUGUUGAAGGAAGAUGUCACAGUAAGAGGUUUUCCACGUUUGCAGAUGAAUUUCUUUUUGCUAGUUUAUAACCAGCAGUUUUGUCCUAAAGCACUCGUAAAUGUCCUCAUCUCUAGAUUGAAAAAUGCAUCCCCUGGGAGACUAGCAUGUUUUCACCAUCUAUGCUGUGUGAAGAUAAAGGGCUUUCUUUGGA
Molecule: messenger RNA, 4287 nt
Organism: Equus caballus (horse)
Lineage: Eukaryota; Metazoa; Chordata; Mammalia; Perissodactyla; Equidae
Gene: PRPF6
Product: pre-mRNA processing factor 6
Biological process (GO): mRNA splicing, via spliceosome; spliceosomal tri-snRNP complex assembly
Cellular component (GO): catalytic step 2 spliceosome; U4/U6 x U5 tri-snRNP complex
Molecular function (GO): protein binding
Source: RefSeq, a predicted model, not a curated record